Pipistrellus kuhlii (Kuhl's pipistrelle) is the source of this 2390-nucleotide messenger RNA. RefSeq names its product MDM2 proto-oncogene (gene MDM2). The transcript has 11 exons. The record is from RefSeq and is a predicted model, not a curated record. Gene Ontology annotation, biological process: regulation of cell cycle; negative regulation of apoptotic process. Gene Ontology annotation, cellular component: nucleus. The coding region runs from base 125 to 1729 and encodes 534 amino acids. Lineage: Eukaryota; Metazoa; Chordata; Mammalia; Chiroptera; Vespertilionidae. Gene Ontology annotation, molecular function: identical protein binding; ubiquitin protein ligase activity.
CGAGCCCGGGACGCGCGCCGAAAGGCCCGGAUGGGCCGCGGCUUCCGGCGCGGCGCCCUCGGGCGGUAGGGGUCGCCGUUUCGCAGUUUCGGUGCCCCUGGUCCAGCUCGACCCCGCCGGGGGCAUGUGCGGGCUUGUGCUUCCAGAAGCAACAUGGAGCCGGAAGCCGAGCCUGAGGGGCAGCCCUGAGCCCUCCGGCCGAGGCCCUGCCGCUUCCCAGGUCAGGAGCCUCCUUCUCCGCACACAGCAGAUGUGCAACACCAGUAUGUCUGUGUCCGCUGAUGGUGCUGUGAGCACCUCACAGAUUCCAGCUUCUGAGCAAGAGACCCUGGUUAGACCAAAGCCAUUGCUUUCGAAGUUGUUAAAAUCUGUUGGUGCACAAAAAGACACUUAUACUAUGAAAGAGGUUAUAUUUUAUCUUGGCCAAUAUAUUAUGAAGAAGCGAUUAUAUGAUGAGAAGCAACAGCAUAUUGUAUAUUGUUCGAAUGAUCUUCUAGGGGAUUUGUUUGGAGUGCCAAGUUUCUCUGUGAAAGAACACAGGAAAAUAUACACAAUGAUCUACAGAAACUUGGUAAUAGUCAAUCAGGCGGAACCAUCAGAUUCAGGCACAUCUGUGAGUGAAAACAGAGGUCACCUUGAAGGUGGGAGUGAUCAAAAGGACUCUGUACAAGAGCUGCAGGAAGAGAAACCUUCAUCUUCAGAUUUGGUUUCUAGACCAUCUACCUCAUCAAGAAGGAGAACAAUUAGUGAGACAGAAGAAAACUCAGAGGAAUUACCUGGUGAACGUCAAAGAAAGCGCCACAGAUCUGAUAGUAUUUCCUUUUCCUUUGAUGAAAGCCUCGCUCUGUGUAUGAUAAGGGAGAUACGCUGUGAAAGAAGCAAUAGCAGUGAAUCAACAGGGACUUCGUCAAAUCCGGAUCUUGAUGCUGGUGUAAGUGAACCAUCAGGUGAUUGGUUGGAUCAAGAUUCGGUUUCAGAUCGAUUCAGUGUAGAAUUUGAAGUUGAGUCUUUGAAUUCGGAAGAUUAUAACCUCAGUGAAGAAGCACAAGAACUCUCAGAUGAAGAUGAUGAGGUAUAUCAAGUUACUGUGUAUCACGCAGGGGAGAGUGAUACGGACUCAUUUGAAGCUGAUCCUGAAAUUUCCUUAGCUGACUAUUGGAAGUGUACUUCAUGCAAUGAAAUGAAUCCUCCCCUGCCAUCACAUUGCAACAGAUGUUGGGCCCUUCGUGAGAAUUGGCUUCCUGAAGACAAAGGGAAAGAAAAAGGAAAAGGAAGCAUGCCUGAGGAAACCAAACUAGAAAACUCAACACAAGUAGAAGAGGGCUUUGAUGUCCCUGAUUGUAAAAAAAGUACAGUGAAUGAUUCCCAAGAAUCAUGUUUUGAGGAAAAUCAUGAAGAGAUCACCCAAGCCUCCCAAUCCCAAGAAAGUGAGGACUAUUCUCAGCCAUCAACUUCUGGUAGCAUCAUUUAUAGCAGCCAAGAAGAUGUCAAAGAGUAUGAGAGGGAAGAAACACAAGACAAAGAAAGUGUGGAAUCUAAUUUUCCCAAUAAUGCCAUUGAACCUUGUGUGAUUUGCCAAGGCCGACCUAAAAAUGGUUGCAUCGUCCAUGGCAAAACAGGACAUCUUAUGGCAUGCUUUACGUGUGCAAAAAAGCUAAAAAAAAGAAAUAAGCCCUGUCCAGUGUGUAGACAACCAAUUCAAAUGAUUGUGCUAACUUAUUUCUCCUAGUUGACCUACCUAUAAAAGUAGAAUUAUAUAAUAAAGAGGUAAUAUGCAAAUGGUCAUUACGCCGUAACACAGGGCAGCGAGCUACAAGUGUGGAGAGCUACAGGAGGGUGAGGCAGCAAGCUACCUGUGGUGGAGAACUGAGCGGUGGUGGGCCGCAGCCACCUGAGGCAAGCAGCAUCGAGCUACUCACACAUGGAUUUGUGCACAGGACCACUAGUAUAAUUCUAACUAUAUAACUAAAAAUUUAGAGUGAAAUAUUUUUUUACAUGUAUAAAAACAAAUUAUAGUACAUGUAGGUUUGUUUUGUGUAAUUUCUCUACUUUGCAAGUGGGAAAAUUUCACUUCUGUUUAUAUUUUAUAUUUAAGUUUUAAUGUAAUUUUAACUGAAUAUAUAGCUCAUUCUUUACCCUUGGCCUUCAUUUUAAUAAUAAUUUCUUUCUCUUAAAUGAGAAGUUUCUGAAUUAGAAAUAGUGAAUUGUCCUGGAAGGGAUGUAGCCUGGACGCAGGAAGGAGAGUUAAGGUUAACUAGCCACGUGCCAUUUGUCGGCAUGAAAAGUCCCUAUUGUAAUUUCUUUGCGUCAUCUACAAAACUACAUUUUUGAGGCCAAGAACUUCUGGGAUACACUUAUAGGUGCUCAGUAAGAAUUUAUUUAUUUAUUAA